Molecule: messenger RNA, 1024 nt
Organism: Paraphaeosphaeria sporulosa
Lineage: Eukaryota; Fungi; Ascomycota; Dothideomycetes; Pleosporales; Didymosphaeriaceae
Product: NAD(P)-binding protein
Exons: 4
Coding region: 11-1024 (337 amino acids)
Source: RefSeq, a predicted model, not a curated record
CUAGGCCACAAUGUCUAUAUUGACGCAUCCUGAGUGGAAUCAAGAGACAGGAGGUCUCGUUGUCGCAAAGGCCUUCAGAGAGCAGAUUGAGGGAAAGAUAGUUCUGGUAACUGGUGUGUCGCCUGAGAGCAUUGGCUCUUCCACAGCAGCCAGCAUUGCCUCACAAUCGCCUUCUCUCCUGAUUCUCGCUUCUCGGACCCAGUCUAAGCUCGACGAUGUGACAAAGUCGAUCAAAGAUGCCUAUACCAACAUCAACGUACAGACUAUCGCUCUGGAUCUCAUGUCGCAAGACUCGAUCAGGAGAGCCGCUUCGGAAAUCGCGCAGCUCACACCUCGCAUCGACAUCAUCAUCAACAAUGCGGGAUUCAUGACACCGAAACUUCAGUUCACCGUAGAGGGAAUCGAAGCGCAAUUCGGUGCAAAUCACAUUGGCCAUUUCCUCUUAACUAACUUGUUAAUGCCGCAAUUGCUCACUGCAGCAAAAUCAAAUGCUCCUGGCGUUACACGGGUGGUCAACCUUACGAGCCUUGGGCAUCGUCUCAGUCCAGUUCGCUUCCAUGACUACAACUUUGAAGGGAAAGACAUCCCACCGGAGGAACAACAUCAGCCUCUAUCGCCAAUGUUCGCCAAAGGUUCAGUUGGUGCAUACAAUGGCUACGUCUCUUAUGGACAAGCGAAGACCGCGAACAUACUGUUCUCAAUUGAGCUAAACAAGCUCUUGAAUGAUAAAGGCAUUGUCAGUUAUGCUGUACACCCCGGAUCUAUCUGGACAGGAUUGAGCAGAGACCUUGAUGCGGAUGGUGAAGCUGCAAUACGUGCUACGAGCCCUUUCUGGAAGAAUCACGACCAGGGUGCCUCAACUACCUUGGUUGCAGCUCUAGAUCCUACAUUGAGAGAGCCCAAAGGAAUCCUUCUGCACGACUGUCAGAUAUUUGAUGCCGCUCCAUAUGCAACAGACGAGCAGAAUGCGAAGAAGCUGUGGACACUGAGCGAGAAGCUCGUGAAAAGCGAGUUCAAACUUUAA